Molecule: messenger RNA, 1066 nt
Organism: Athene cunicularia (burrowing owl)
Lineage: Eukaryota; Metazoa; Chordata; Aves; Strigiformes; Strigidae
Gene: HMGB2
Product: high mobility group box 2
Exons: 4
Coding region: 63-686 (207 amino acids)
Biological process (GO): regulation of transcription by RNA polymerase II
Cellular component (GO): nucleus
Molecular function (GO): DNA binding, bending
Source: RefSeq, a predicted model, not a curated record
CGCCGCCCCUUCCCGCCCCCUCCCUCCUCUCUCCCCCUCAGGGACCCGCCGCCGACCUCACCAUGGGCAAAGGCGACCCCAACAAGCCGCGGGGCAAGAUGUCCUCGUACGCUUACUUCGUGCAGACCUGCCGCGAGGAGCACAAGAAGAAGCACCCGGACUCGUCCGUCAACUUCGCCGAGUUCUCGCGGAAGUGCUCGGAGCGGUGGAAGACAAUGUCUAGCAAGGAAAAAGGAAAGUUUGAAGAAAUGGCUAAAGGAGACAAAGCUCGUUAUGACAGGGAGAUGAAAAACUAUGUUCCUCCCAAGGGUGAGAAGAAGGGAAAGAAAAAGGACCCCAAUGCUCCUAAAAGACCACCAUCUGCAUUCUUCCUUUUCUGUUCGGAACACCGUCCAAAAAUCAAAAAUGAACAUCCUGGCUUGUCUAUUGGAGACACAGCAAAGAAAUUAGGUGAAAUGUGGUCUGAACAGUCGGCCAAAGAUAAACAGCCAUAUGAACAGAAAGCUGCAAAACUAAAGGAGAAAUAUGAAAAGGAUAUUGCAGCAUAUCGUGCCAAGAGUAAGAGUGAUGCAGGAAAAAAGGGCCCAGGCAGGCCUGCAGGAUCUAAGAAGAAAGCAGAACCAGAAGAGGAGGAGGAGGAGGAGGAAGAUGAUGAAGAGGAGGAGGAAGAUGAGGAUGAGGAAUAAAUGAAUGUCCUGCUGUAAAUCUUUAUGCUCAAAAUCCAAUAUUUUGCUAAGAAUGUGAACUCAAGUGCAGCUCAUUGUUAGCUUCAGUAUAAAAAUCUGUACAGAAUUGUGUAUAGGUAAUGUGGUUCUUUGUAGGGAGACCUCUAUUUUUAAUGUAAGUAGUAGCCAAGAGCUGCUACAGUUCGGGUUAAAAAAAGAGAAAAAGGUGUGGAAUGUUCCUGCAUAUUUAAUGGUUUUGUUGAAACUCAGUGACUGAUAGCCAGGUGUUUCUUUAUAGCUAAGUAAAACAAAGGAGGUAGCUUAAUAGCUGAUCUUAUAUUUUGUAGUAUAUUGCAUUGUAUUACUUUUUUAACAGUUUUGUAAUAAAAUGUUGUACAUGA